Messenger RNA from Dufourea novaeangliae, 751 nucleotides. RefSeq names its product protein eva-1 homolog C-like. Gene Ontology annotation, molecular function: carbohydrate binding. NCBI's taxonomy places the organism in Eukaryota, Metazoa, Arthropoda, Insecta, Hymenoptera, Halictidae. The annotation marks the transcript as partial. The record is from RefSeq and is a predicted model, not a curated record. The transcript is spliced from 5 exons.
AUGGGAAUAUUGGGAAAAUUGCUUCCCUCGGUGUCCCUGGUGUCCAUCUGGUGUCUGCUGAUCGUCGAACCCGGCCAGGUUCAGAGGGAACAAGAUCAUCUGGCCUUGUUAUCAGGCACCUUGAAGACCUAUCAGCGCGCAGCCUGUGACGAGGAGUUGAUGACGCUAAAGUGUCCACCUGGUACAACCAUCUCCGUCACCAUCGCCCAAUAUGGGAGAGCUGGGGCGAAUGGCACCGGCAGGUGUAGCUCUCACGAGCCGUCGUCGCUUGCUGGGGACAAACUGAAUGACACUUGCAUCUGGCCUCCGGGUCUACAGUACUCACUGUUGCAGACGGUGGUCGAGGUGUGCCAGAAGAAGAGGCAGUGCAAGUUCAACACCAGUCCAAAGACCUUUCAAGGGGAUCCGUGUCCUGGCCUUCCCAAAUACAUCGAGGUCGCCUACAAAUGCCGUCCUUAUGAGUUCAGGAGUAAGGUUGCUUGCGAGACUGAUGUCAUCAAUCUUGACUGCUAUCCCGGACAAAGGGUUGUCAUUUUCAGCGCGUCGUUCGGCAGAACGGAACACGAGUCACUCCAGUGUCCACAGCCACGCGGAGUGAAGGAAGAAACGUGCAUGGCGUCAUAUGCGACGGAGACCCUGAUGAAUCUGUGCCAUGGAAAACGUCGUUGCACGGUGGUGGCAAACAGUUCGACGUUUGGCGAACCCUGCAGCCCGGAGAGCAGAGCCUAUUUGAGAGUGGUCUACACGUGUG